AUAAGAUAUUAAACGCACAUUGUGACGUGUGGGGAGCCAUGUUAAGGUGAAAGUGUUGUUACAGCUGCUGCAUCACAUAUUUUGGUGUGUGGAGGUUGUUGACGGGUGUGCUGGCCACCCACUGGCAGAUAUAAGCCGCCCAACCACCCACUGGUCAUGAUCAACAUGUGGAAAGUCAGGGAAUUAACUGAGAAAGUCACCAACAUGGUGAUGAACUACACAGAGGUGGAAGCCAAAGUUCGAGAAGCCACAAACGAUGAAGCUUGGGGGCCAACAGGCCCCCAAAUGCAAGAAUUGGCACAGUCAACAUUUUAUUAUGAACAGUUUCCUGAAGUUAUGGGUAUGCUGUGGAAGCGAAUGUUACAAGACAAUCGAACUGCAUGGCGACGAACUUACAAGUCUCUCUUGCUGCUCAAUUACCUAGUUCGUAAUGGCUCCGAGAGAGUGGUCACAUCUGCUCGGGAACAUAUUUAUGAUCUGAGGACAUUAGAGAACUUCAAGUAUAUAGAUGAGCAUGGCAAGGACCAAGGACUCAAUAUUAGGGUGAAAGCAAAGGAUCUAAUUGACUUCAUACAAGAUGAUAACAGGCUGCGGGAAGAACGUAAGAAGGCUAAGAAAAAUAAGGACAAAUAUGUUGGUGUUUCUUCAGACUCCAUGGGAUUUCGCAGCUCUAGUCAGAGUGAUUGGGAUAAUUGGGGAAGCAGUCGAAGAAAACAGGAUGAAUCUGAGUUAGGCUCACGUUUUGAAGAUUCACCAAAUGUGAGCGGUGAUGAAAUUGAAGAUGCUGUAGACCCAGUUAAUGAAUAUCGUGAUGAUGAGACUAGUGCCAAGCCUGUUACAAUAUCCUCCACUACAACCAAAGCAUCAAUAGCACCGCCUGCAAAAAAAUCUUCCAAACCCUCAAAAAUGGUGGAUUUAGGAGCAGCAGCAACUUUUGGCAAGGAUGCUUCACAGCAGCCACAGUUGCAAACACCUUCAAUACAAACACAAAGUAAUGCCCUGUUGGACGACUUAUUUGGGAAUCCAACCAGCAAUGGUAUGUCUAGUCCUGCAAAAGCCUCUCCAAGUGGUGCUGAAGAUGAUUUUGACCCCAGAGCAGGUGAAGUCAGCAGUGAAAGCAGCAAAGCAGAUUUUGGUGACUUUAAUACAGCAUUUGCAAAAAAUACAAUAGAUUCUUCAGGGACUGAUGAUUUUGCAGACUUUUCAUCAUUUUCUCCUGGAACAGCAGUGGCUGGUGGUUCCUCAAAUGCUUCCUUGUUACUGGGAAUAUCCCCAAAUCCAGCAGCCUCUGCUUCUUCCACCACUACCCCUGCAGUAUCUGGGACAACAGGUGUCCCUUCCAGUAGUAGCAUGGACCUGCUGCAAGGUUUAUUAGCACCUGUUACACCCUCCUCCCCUGCUACUCCUUCAUCAGCUAUAAUUUCCCCAACUGGUGCUAACACUGACAUGGGUGGUUUUGUAGGUGGGCUGACAGCACAUGUACACCCACCAGUGACCACAGCCACUGUCAUGCCAGUGGCCACUAUGCCAGGUAAGCUCAUUUGCAAGACUUAUUAUUUAUAACACAUUUGCUUGCCUCUAGUUUUU
Cherax quadricarinatus is the source of this 1587-nucleotide messenger RNA. The record is from RefSeq and is a predicted model, not a curated record. Lineage: Eukaryota; Metazoa; Arthropoda; Malacostraca; Decapoda; Parastacidae.